AUGGCUUUUAAAUUUCAUGAAGAGGCUGCCGAUACAAUAUUUGAUAAAUCAUGUGAAGAAAUAUUAGAAGACGGGUCCAAAUGUUUACAACAACAUUGUUGCCAUACAACCGUCUGCGAAUUAGGGGGAGACGAAGAUCAUUUUCAUGCCAGAGUUUGUGGCGAAUGCCGUAUGAAAAUAUUCUGGUAUUUACGGCAUAAAACCGAAGAGACGCGGUUGGAAAAAGUUGAAAAGGUCAAGAACGAAGGUAAAGAUUAUUUUAUUGCUACCGGGUAUACAUUGGGUAAAAAUUGGCAAUACGAACAUGUUAAUUCUCGUACAUUAUUUGAUGCUCCCGAAGAACCACUUACAGAAGAAAUUAUAGCUUUUGUAGGAGAACGCUGGUUAAAACAACAAGAAACAAAACCAAAAGAAAAACAAUAUCAAACAAAACUUACUGAUUUUUUUAAUUAG
Messenger RNA from Paramuricea clavata, 453 nucleotides. The record is from the annotation of a GenBank genome assembly. Lineage: Eukaryota; Metazoa; Cnidaria; Anthozoa; Malacalcyonacea; Plexauridae.